AUGCAACAGUCUUCCUUUUUUCUUGCUGUACUUAUCUUCAAUGGCAGUUACAAUGAGAGUAGAAGAAGAAAGAAAUCCGGAUAUACGUUGCAUUUUUUUUCUUAUUUGGAGCAACAACAAAAAACAAAUUGUGAGAAAGUGAAGAUGGGAAACUGUUUGAGACAUGAAUCAUCCAAUAUGGUAUGGGCAAGAGAUGACUUAGAACCAGUGUCACCUACAGGUAUUGUUGCAGAGAAAGAAAGUCUGCUGGGAAUUAAUACUAAUAAUAGUAAGAGAGGGAUGAAAAUCAGAAUAACAAAGAAGGAGCUGGAGGAAAUGCUAGGAAGAGUGAACAUGCAGAUGCAGGGCGUGACGGUGGACCAAGUUUUAUCUGCAAUGUUGAUGAAUUCCAGGGCUGAUGGCUCUCAUCAUCAUAAUAUUCAGCGUAAACAGUUCUCAUCAUGGCGUCCCCGUCUUCAAAGAAUACCUGAGGUCUAUUAAAAGUGACUACUGAUCACUGUAUUGGUGGAAAAGUAGACUCGUGGAUUAUUGAUAUGCUGGCAGCUUACAUAAGAGUCAAAACGAUAAAGGAGAGUGAAGAUUAGAGAAGGCAUGGGUAAAACACCCUUGGGAUCGUUUACAAAAAUAUCGUACCUGACAGCUGGAAAAGAAGAGAUAGGCGCGGAAUGGAUAAGACCACGAGGGAGGUAGGCUCAUUAAUAGCCACGAAUAAGAAAAGAAACCAGCAUAAUUUUGGAUUGUGCGCGAUUGGCUAUUAUUACCAUAACCGUUACAAUUUACCCAUGUAACGGGGUAAUCAAUGUAAUAAAUAACAGUAACAUACGAGAAUUAAGCAAGACAAAACAGUUACAUAUUGUACCCUUAUAUAAACUACCUUACUAUAUCUUGUACGAUCAUCGGAAAAUUCACGAAAUUAAAUUGUCAAUCACUUAUAUUUUAUUCUGUGUUAUUUGA
Messenger RNA from Nicotiana tabacum (common tobacco), 954 nucleotides. The record is from RefSeq and is a predicted model, not a curated record. Lineage: Eukaryota; Viridiplantae; Streptophyta; Magnoliopsida; Solanales; Solanaceae.